AAAUAAGAAGAUAAAAUAAUGAGUUCAUGCAAGUCUAAAAACUCAUCAGCAAAAGAACAAAUCAUCCAUGGAUCAAAAACAGCGCAUUCAAAAUCUCCACAUGAAAUCAUGAAUGGAGGCACUGGUGAAACAAGUUAUUCUGCAAAUUCAUCAGUUCAGAAGAAAGUUAUACUCAUAACCAGGCCAAUAGUGGAGGAAGCAAUAUUGGACAUGUUAUCAAAGUUGUAUGAUAGUACUGCCAUCUCUGCAGCGACAUCUAAGCCGCGGAAGACUACUAUAGGCAUAGCAGAGUUAGGUUGUUCUUCGGGACCUAAUGCCCUGUUAGUCAUCUCUCGUGUGUUGGAAGCAAUUUACGACAAACAUUGUGAAUCUGGCACUAUUACGCCUGAGAUUCUUGUGUUCCUUAAUGAUCUUCCGGGCAAUGACUUUAACACCAUUUUUAAAUAUGUGGGAAGUUUCCAAGAUGAAUUAAUAACCAAAGGAGAUGGUUUUGGACCAUGUUUUGUUGCUGGAAUGCCUGGUACAUUCUAUGGUCGACUGUUUCCUAGUGGCACUCUUCAUUUCGUCCAUUCUUCCAACAGCCUUCAUUGGUUAUCUCAGGUUCCAGAAGAGAUUAAGAAGACUAAUAAGGGAAACUUUUACAUCACAAAAUCAAGUCCUGCAUCUGUAGUUAAGGCCUACUUGAACCAAUUCAAGAAAGAUUUCAGGGUGUUUCUAGAGUGUCGUUCUGAGGAAUUAAUAGGAGGAGGAAGAAUGGUGUUAACACUUGUGGGUAGGAGCAGUUCGGAAGAUCCUACUAGUAAAGAAUGUUGUUCCUUCUGGGAACUAUUAUCUAGGUCAGCCCAUGACAUGGUUUUACAGGGAGCCAUUGAAGAGGAAAAUUUAAACUUAUUCAACUUUCCUAAUUAUUUUCCUUCUCCAGAAGAAGUAAAGUAUGUAAUUAAUAGUGAAGGUUCAUUCACAAUUAAUCAACUAGAGACAUUUCACGUGAGUUGGGAUUGUAGUGAUCCAAAGGGAGAUGAAAAUUCAGUGACAAACAAGUUAAGAAGUGCCUAUUGCAUGGCUAACAUCUUCAGAGCAGCGUCAGAACCCUUACUGGAAAAUCACUUUGGGAAGGAGAUAAUGGAUCAAUUGUAUGACAGGUUCAGGGAGAGAAUGGCAGAAUAUGCAACCAAAGAGAAAACUGAGUUCACCAACCUAGUUAUCUCCAUGACCAAGUAAGGGUCAAAAACUACCUAAUUCUAAAAUAUUAUUGUAAACUAGAAAAAGGGAGAAUGACACACAAAGUAGAGGGGGAGAAGAGAGAGAAAUUCUAUUAAUAUGUGUGUGUUUAUAAAGGUUUGGGACUCUAUUUAUAGAGUUUACAUACUUUGUGUUCAAGUAAUGGGGUCCCACUAAAAUGGGCAUCUACCAAAUAAACUUCUGUUUAUAACA
This is a messenger RNA of Papaver somniferum (opium poppy), 1434 nucleotides long. RefSeq names its product salicylate carboxymethyltransferase-like. Bases 19 to 1221 code for a protein of 400 amino acids. The transcript is spliced from 4 exons. Gene Ontology annotation, molecular function: S-adenosylmethionine-dependent methyltransferase activity. Gene Ontology annotation, biological process: methylation. The record is from RefSeq and is a predicted model, not a curated record. Lineage: Eukaryota; Viridiplantae; Streptophyta; Magnoliopsida; Ranunculales; Papaveraceae.